Messenger RNA from Nipponia nippon (crested ibis), 6063 nucleotides. The record is from RefSeq and is a predicted model, not a curated record. NCBI's taxonomy places the organism in Eukaryota, Metazoa, Chordata, Aves, Pelecaniformes, Threskiornithidae.
AUGAAGUCCUCUGUACAUACGGAAGAAGAUGACUUUGUGCCAGAGCUUCAGAGAAGCAUCCAUCCCAGAGAGAGGCCAGACUGGGAGGAGACUCUCAGCGCUAUGGCAAGGGGUGCAGAUAUCCCUGACAUUCCAGGGGAGUUGCCGCUCCGGACCUGUGGCAGCACAGCAAGUAUGAAAGUGAAGAAUGUGAAAAAGUUAUCCUUUACAAAGGGUCAUUUCCCGAAGAUGGCUGAAUGUGCACAUUUCCAUUAUGAAAACGUGGACUUUGGCAACAUACAGCUUUCGCUCCCGGAGGAACAGAAUGAAGUAACGAGAAACGGCUGUGAAUCCAAGGAACUGGUCUACCUUGUACAGAUCUCUUGUCAGGGGAGGAGCUGGAUCGUGAAGCGGAGUUAUGAAGAUUUCAGAGUACUUGAUAAACAUCUUCACCUAUGUAUUUAUGACCGGCGCUUCUCCCAGCUCUCAGAGCUACCCCGCUCCGAUGCCCUGAAGGACAGUCCGGAGCUUGUCACCCAGAUGCUGAUGGCUUACCUGUCACGUCUCUCAGCCAUCGCAGGCAACAAGAUAAACUGUGGGCCUGCUCUCACAUGGAUGGAGAUUGAUAACAAGGGGAAUCACCUGCUAGUCCAUGAGGAAUCAUCCAUUAACGUUCCUGCUAUUGCUGCUGCCCAUGUUAUUAAGAGAUAUAUUGCUCAAGCAGCAGACGAACUGUCCUUCGAGGUGGGAGACAUAGUGUCUGUUAUUGACAUGCCACCAAAGGAGCUGACCACAUGGUGGAGGGGCAAACAUGGAUUUCAGGUUGGAUUUUUUCCUAGUGAGUGUGUCGAACUAAUUAACGACAAAGUUCCUCAGUCCGUGACCAAUUCUGUGCCAAAACCAGUGUCGAAAAAACACGGCAAGCUCAUCACCUUCCUUCGUACAUUCAUGAAGUCGCGCCCAACAAAACAGAAGCUGAAACAGCGGGGGAUCCUGAAGGAAAGGGUGUUCGGCUGUGACCUGGGAGAGCAUCUUCUCAACUCUGGCCAUGACGUCCCCCAGGUCCUCAAGAGCUGCACUGAAUUCAUUGAGAAACAUGGCAUUGUGGAUGGAAUAUAUCGUCUGUCUGGGAUUGCGUCCAACAUCCAGAAACUACGCCACGAGUUUGACUCCGAGCAGAUUCCUGACUUGACAAAGGACAUCUACAUCCAGGACAUUCACUGCGUGGGCUCCCUCUGCAAACUCUACUUCCGCGAGCUCCCGAACCCCCUGCUGACCUAUCAACUCUACGAGAAGUUCUCAGACGCUGUUUCUGCUGCUACAGAUGAAGAACGGCUGGUUAAGAUCCACGAUGUGAUUGAGAGACUCCCCUUGCCCCAUUCCAGGACACUGGAGUUCCUAAUGAGACACUUAGCUCGUCUAGCUGAUUACUGCUCCAUCACAAAUAUGCACACUAAGAACUUAGCAAUCGUCUGGGCUCCAAACCUCCUAAGAUCUAAGCAGAUAGAGUCUGCCUGCUUCAGCGGAACAGCUGCCUUCAUGGAGGUGCGGAUCCAGUCGGUAGUUGUGGAAUUCAUCUUGAACCACGUGGACGUCCUCUUCAGUUCCAAACUCAGCUCAGUCAUACGAGAUGGAGCAGGGCACAGCUCUUUAUCACGGCCCAAGUCUCUGUUGGUGUCCUCUCCUUCCACAAAGCUGCUCACGCUGGAGGAGGCACAGGCACGGACGCAAGCCCAGAUCAACUCCCCCAUCGUGGCAGACAGCAAAUACAUAGAAGUGGGAGAAGGCCCUGCAGCUUUACAAGGGAAAUUCCACACGGUCAUAGACUUUCCAUCCGAAAGAAAAAGGCCGCCCAGCAAGAUGAAGAAAUCGCCAGUUGGCAGCUGGCGUUCCUUCUUCAACCUGGGGAAAUCAUCAUCCGUGUCCAAACGCAAACUGCAGCGCAAUCCCAGCGAGCCCUCAGAAAUGAAAGCCAUAGCCCUGGCAGGUGGACGAGGAGACAGCGGGACUCUUCGCUCAGCUAAAAGCGAAGAAUCGCUUACUUCUCUGCAUGCUGUUGAUGGUGAAUCUAAACUGUUCCGACCCAGAAGACCUAGGUCCAGUAGCGACGCAUUGUCUGCUUCCUUCAACGGAGAGCUCUUAGGAAACGUGAAUCGCUGCAACUCUUACGACAACCUUCCCCACGACAACGACAGUGAUGGGGACGAGGGGCUCAUCCACGUUCCUGCCCUGAUUUCUCCUCGAUCUGCUGAAGACGUUGACCUGAGCCCACCUGAUAUCGGAGUCGCUAGCCUGGAUUUUGACCCAAUGUCUUUUCAGUGCAGCCCGCCCCAAGCAGAGUCCGAGUGCCUGGACAGCAGUACCUCCCUGAUGGAGUCAGUUGGCAUAAAUAAGGAAAAGCCAAGCCUACUAAAGAAGGACUUAGAAUCAGGCAGCCAGUCCCAGACACCAGGCAGUGCCACGAGCUCUGAGCCAGUCUCCCCUUUCCAAGAGAAGAUGAGUCCUUUCUUUACUCUGGACCUGAGCCCAACCGAAGAGAAGGCCUGCAAGCCCCAUGCCUUCUCACCCAAGAUGGGGCAAAAGCCCAUCAAGUCUCCGCCGCUGACUACAUCAGAACCCGUCUCCUUCGCCCUGCCCAGCCGCAUGUCAGAAGUGAUUGGAGGAGCGCCCAUCACAUCCAGAAACUCCUCCACUUCCAGCUGGAGCAAAGGGAUUGGCAUCACUGAUAUGACAAACAGGUCCCCAACCCAGAUGUCCUUGCCCCUGAAAAACAGUGAAACAGGAGCAGGGGAAGGAGCCCACCAAGAGCUACAGCAUGCCCAGCUAGUGGCUGCUGGCAAACCAGAGUUGCCAGAAGAAGGGGAGAGACCAAUGUCAAGCAGUCAGAAUAAGACUGUACCCACUGGACACACACAGCCAGGAGCAGUUGCCCUCGACUCCCCCCAGGAUCCUGUUCCCGUCAGUUCUGUGUCUCUUAUCCCUCCUCCUCCUCCGAAAAAUGCAGCGCGCAUGCUAGCCCUAGCGUUAGCCGAGUCCGCACAGCAAGCAUCCGCUCAGUCCCAGAAAAGGCCAGGAGAUGCUCAUUCUGAAAGCACAAAUUACGGAGAGACUGAAGCUGGCACAGCUCUAGAAAAGCUCCAUCUCUCUGCUGGUGCUCCAGACAAGCUCCACCUGUAUACUGGUCUGCCUGAGAACCGACUUCACUUCCAGACUGGUGCACCCGUAGAGCAGGAUUUCCAAGGUAGCAGCACACCCGGGGAGCAGAACCACCCGCCAGGUGCACCUGGAAACCGGGACCCCCCACCACUCCACCCUGGCAUGCCUGGGGACAUGCCUGGUAGCAGAGAUGCAGAGCAGGAGCAGUCCAGCUUCCAUCCUGGGAAACCGGGGGACAAAGAUCCCUUCCCCUCCCACGCUGGGGACUGGGAGCACACCCACCACCAUACUCCAGGUGCACUGCCUGACUGGGAGCCACCCCCAACAGACUUGCCUGUAGAUAAGCCCCACCUCCGUGCAUGCGUGUCUGGGGACAAGCACCACGUUCCUAUCGCCACGGCUGAUGACAAACUUCAGUCUCCUCCAGUCGUAACCGCCGGGGAGAAAAGCACCCCGGCUUCAAUGCCAUAUUUAACAACCAUCCAGACAACAGCAGCAACUGAGCCUAACCGCGGGCCAGCCGGUCCAGCCGCCGCUCAGGCAGACGUCACCGUUACGGCUGCGCAGCGCACACUCGCAACCAGCCAGCCCGCCCCGUCGCAGAGGCAAGAUCACCAGUCAGCAAUGGGACAAGUGCCAGCGGCCUCGGCAAAAGCAUCGAGUAGUUCCAGUCAGGUAUGGGGCGCAACUGCCCCUGAAAAGCCACCUGAGCCUGCUCCUGUUUUCGUCCCAGAAAGCAGUACCACCACCCGCUGCUCUUCUUCUGUGCCCACGGGCCACCAGAGCCAUUUGGAAAAGCCUCGGGAGACUACGAGGGCUCCCCCGCUGCACCUGCGGUCCGAGUCCGUCCCUACUCACUCCUCCUACAGCUUUACACCCCCUGUCCCGCCUGUGAGAACGCUGGAGAGCAAAAUUGCUGCCGCCAUGCACUCCAACAACGCAGAUGCCAUCAACAACUCCAAUUAUCACGCCUUCCUGUCUUCCUCCAUGCUGGCCUCCUCUGUGGAGGAGGCCCUGCUGCCACCACCGCCACCCCCGCCACCCAAGCACGCUUCCCUGCAGUCCGUGUACGUGCCGCACCCCAAGCCAGAGAGCAUCCCCGAGCCCUCUGGGCCAGACAACUACCUGCACCACAAGCCGCCUUCCAUCCAUCAGUACAGGCCCGAGAGCGUUCCCCCUCACGUCUCGUACCACAGCAAGCCUGAGCAGCACCAAGCCUACCCUCCUCGGUCAGAGACGCCCACUUCUGCGAGCACUCGCUACAACACCUACACAAACCAGGGGAAGAGCACCUCAGCUCUGCACUCCAAGCCUCGCAGCCGGACAGAGUUUGUGUCCUCCGUGAGCCCGACGGGCCUGCGUAACGCCAGCUAUGCCGAGGAUGCUCCACCCUACCCCACUAUCCGCAGGGUUCAGUCGCUGCACGUCCCCACCCCUGCCGCCUCUGCUAUCCGCUCCGUUCCCAUUUCACGGACCGAGGUGCCGCCGGAUGACGAGCCAGUGUACUGCCCGCGGCCCCUCUAUCAGUACAAGCCAUAUCAGCCCCACUCCGACUACCACGUCACUCAGCUGCAGCCUUACUUUGAGAACGGGCGGGUACAUUACCGGUACAGCCCUUACUCCAGCUCUUCCGGCUCCUCUUACUACACCACUGCUGAUGGGAGCUUUUACGACCUGGACCCCUACAGCACUGUGCGGGUCAGGCCUUUCCACCCCCUGCCCAGCCGAGACUUUGCAUCGUACGCCUCCCGGCUGCCAAGCAAAGGCCUGUACCGCUAUCCCAGCUUGUCUGCCUACCCUCGGGGUGGCCUCAUCAGCCACCUGGCAGGCAAAGAGCACAGCUUCAUCAGCAGAGACGUGCCUCCUGCCCCGGACAUCAAGCACACGUACAUGUCAUGGGACCUCGAGGACAUGGAGAAGUACCGCAUGCAGUCUAUUCGCCGGGAGAGCCGCACACGCCAGAAAGUGAAAGGGCCAGUGAUGUCCCAGUACGAUAACGUGGCCCCACUGCUGCAGGAGGAACUGGGAGGACUGGACGUGAUUCACUUGCGCAGCAAAUCGGAUCCUGGGAAAACUGGCCUCCUCACUGUGGCAGAAGGGAAGGAGGGGAGGUACCCGGCCAAAGCAGCUACGCCCGAUGGGGACGAGCGUUACUACAUGCAGCACCCUGAGCCAGAGCUGGACAGAGCCCACUACCACGGGGCCUACGGGAACGGGCAGUCGGAGAAGCCGUCCCUGCCCCAGAAGCAGAGCAGCGUCCGGAAUAGGAAGCUGCACGAGCCGGGCUGCAACACGAACGAACACAGGACGCACUUGCAGCAGGAGGCAAGCCAUAGGCAGCCUUCCGAAUCCAAAAACGGGCCCCCUUAUCCCGACUACAGGCCCAAAGGUGGCCCAGAGCCCUCUGAGCCCAUCGGUUACCAGCACUCGGGUGGGAAGUACAUCCCGGCAAACCAGGAGACCCUGAGACUGAACCACAAGGAGGUGAGGCUGGCUGAGGACAGGCCGGAUUUGGAGAGGUCUCGAGCCAGGCCGACUGCACCCAUGGAGAAACACUCCAGAGACUGCUAUAAAGAAGAGGAGCACGCCGCCUCUCCCAUGGCACCGCCGCCCAAGCCCGAACGGAGCCACAGCCUCAGAAUGCAGCACCCCGAAACGAUGGAGAGGGACUCUGCCCUCCUCUACCCAUACCAAACCCUUGGGAAACGCCAAAGCACGAUGACUGUGGUGUCCCAGUAUGAUAAUUUGGAGGAUUACCAUACCAUGCCUCAGCACCAAAGAGGGGGCUAUGUUGGAGGAGGGGGGUUCGCGCCCCCCAGUUUUACCCAUGUGCACAGUAGAACUUAUGCCACGGCCCUUGGCCAGGGAGCCUUCCUCCCGACGGAGCUGUGUUUGCAGAGGCCUGAAACAGAGGUCCACGUUGAGUGA